CACAGUGUACGCAAUUAUUCUCGAACGCAAUGUUCUGCGACUACGCCUGGGAGCCCGUGUGCCCUGAGUCGCUGAGUCGGUUAUCGGUGAACACGCCACGCACAUCGACAACGCCUGAGAGUACGUUUACUCUGAGUCGCUUCACCACACGAAGUCUAUAUCUUACUGACUCGGAUCGAUGCGCGAAGACUGAUCUCGACAAAGCUCGGAUUUCGACUGAAAGCUCGUCCCAUGGACGAGGUUCCUUUUAUACCCGUCAAUCCUUCUUUCCCCAAUUUUCAUUGGUCGGAUCCGAAUCAAACAGUCUGCCGACCCCGGUCGCGACGGAUGUUACCGUUUUUCGCGAUUCCGCUGUAUCAAAGCGUCGCGCCGCCAAGACCGCGCCGUCGACAUCGAUGUCGCCGCUAGACGACUCUACUCGUAUCAAUCAUGCCGCCGCGCGACUGAAGCCGCCGCGACUCUACUGACGGUCC
Vollenhovia emeryi is the source of this 473-nucleotide messenger RNA. RefSeq lists its product as uncharacterized. The record is from RefSeq and is a predicted model, not a curated record. NCBI's taxonomy places the organism in Eukaryota, Metazoa, Arthropoda, Insecta, Hymenoptera, Formicidae. Bases 30 to 467 code for a protein of 145 amino acids. The transcript is spliced from 2 exons.